CCCAGACAUAUUCACAAUGGGUUCUGCCUUCGUGGACAGCACCUUUGCGACAACUGUGCAUUGUCUGAUGCCGAAUCUGUGUUGAAUCCAAAGCUAUCUGGCCUCACGCGAAUUGGCGUGCUGAAUCGUCGGACCGACGAGCACUGUGACACCAACUCUGUUCCAGGAGUCGAUGCAGCGAUGACGUCCGUUGCCAGUGGGAGUGCUGUUUCACCAAGCGCAAACUCGCCAGUGACAAGCACAAUACAGCUGCAGGCGCAGCUUCAGACUCCAUCGCAUUCACAAUCAGGCACCAGCUUUCAACAGCAGCCGCAGCAGCAUCGAGGUCAGUUGUCGACAGAGGACGAGGCGGAUGGCGAUGAUGAAGACGGCGAUGCGGAAGAGGAAGAGGACGACGAGGGUGCAGAGGGCGGCACGGACCUCCUGCAAGAGCAUACCAUCAAAUCCGGGUAUUUGUGGAAGAAGGGUGAAAAGAGAAAGACCUGGAAAAAGCGGUGGUUCGUUCUGAGAGCAUCCAAGCUGGCCUAUUACAAGAAUGAGAAGGAGUACCAGCUACUUCGCUUGAUCGACAUGUCAGAAGUGCAUGCGGUCGCCUCUGUCGAGCUAAAGAAGAACGAGAAUUCCUUUGGCAUCGUCACCCCGAAGAGAACGUACUACGUGAAAACAGGCUCUCGGAGGGAUAUGCAAGACUGGAUCCAGCAUCUCAACGAUGUUAAGACGCAAAUUGCGCAGUCUGCUACGCUGACGCAGGAUUUGGCAAAGACGACGUUGAGCCCGAUGACACAGCAGGACCCAACACAAGUCGCGGUCCCUGGAAUUGGCGUCUUUCACUCUCCAGCGCAGCCACGGCCAAUACCCAGCGGCUCUCGUAUGUCGCCGCCAUUGGGAGCGGCUGCUUUCUCGCCUUUGACGGCAACUAGUGACAGCGACGUUUCAGAGGCCCAAAAGUUCGGUCUCAGCUACGCGAGCUCCUUUGGCCAAUCAGUCCUGGGUAGCUCACCAGCGCGGACGACAGCUAGUGCUGGCCCUGUGCAAAGCACCGCAGACCGCCUCUCUAGCGGCGGCUAUUCGCCUUCUACGAGUCAUUCGGGUGCUGAAGGAUCCGAUCAGCGCUUGAACAGGUCGGCGAGCAUGUCGCGACGCGAUCGCUCGGUGAGCGAGAGCGGCGGCGAGCGGCUCACGCUACCAGGCCAAGCGACUUUCAGUGGCGGUGGUGCUAGCAGCGCUGCCGGGAUGGUCAGCUCGUCGGAAGAGGAGGAAGAGUGGGACGAGGAGGAAGGUGCGGAUCGGGCGAUGCCGCUACCGGCUUUGGCUGCCGGCGGCAUCACCUACGCGCCCACGAAUUUGGAUUUUGCCGAACAGGUCGCCAAGCAGCAGAUGCCAGGGCAGUUGCCGGAUCUUGGCAGCUCUCCCGCUGCACUGACCACAGCAGGAGCCGCGGCGAAUGGAGCCAAUGCUGGCGGCAGUGGCUCGGACUUUCUGCGUGACCCGAGCCGGGUCAUCCUGCAAGGCUACCUCAUGAAGCAGAGCAAUCGGCGGAAACAUUGGCGAAAGCGAUGGUUCGUGCUCACCAGCUCGAAGCUAAUGUACACACGCAGUCACAUGGAUGCGAAAGCACAUCGGCAAAUACCCGUCGCGUCUAUCCUGGACGCGAUUGAGUACGAGUCCAAAAAGGCAGCGAAGGACACUAGCAGCACCCUGUCUUCACCGACAUCUGUAGUCAAGACGUUCAAUUUUGGCUCGUUUGGAGAAGCUGGCGAGUCCUCUGCAUAUGGAGAAGGCGAUGUAGAAGGCGAAGUACCUGGAAGCGGGCUUAGCGGGGCUUCAGGCACGGUUGGAGGGUCUGGUGGAAGCGGCGGAGGUGGGCUCGCAGGAUGCGGUGCACCGGCCAUCGAGCGCCGGAACAGCGUGAUUGCAGCAGCAGGCAGUGUCGCAUCCUCGGUUGGCGCAGGUGUCGGCGCUGCGAUCAGUGGCAGCGGCGUGGGCGGCAGCGGCAGGAAGCGCAAGGAGAACUGCUUCCGGAUCAUCACACCCAAGCGCAACUUCCUCAUCUGCGCUCCAAGCGAGGAAGAGGAGAUCAAAUGGCUCUCCACGCUGCAAACGCUCAUCAGUCGCGUGCGAGACGCGCAGAAUGAAAAGGAGCAGGAGCGGGACCGUCUUAAAAGGCAGCAGUCGCAGAAGGGCUCGCGGCUAAUCGGAACAACGGUGCAGGGCUUCAAUGUCGGCUCGCCGCUACCGCCCCCUGCGCAUCAACAACAGCACCAACAACAAUCUUCAGCUGCGGCGGGUAGUGCAGCUGUGUCCGUGCCCAAGCGGACGCGUUCGACGAACAACGCGCCCGCAAGCGCGCUGCCUGUCGAAGGCGAACAACAACGAUCGUGAUCACACCGAGCGAACAUUUUCUUCCGUGCAAACAUAUCUACGCUUCACGUCUUGCUAAUGAAAGUCACUCAUCUUCCAAUGAGAGUGGUACGCACAAUUGUAUUCCCCUAUUUCAUUUGCUAUAUCGCCUUGCAUCAUGAUCCUCAUCUGCAACACUCUCGUUAAGGAAAAUGCGCAGCUCUACACUUCGUCGAGUGUCAAACGCGUAUACAGUAAUUUCUAUUGCUUUCCCACCUGUCUUUCCGCCAAGACCUUUUCUUGCCUUGUCUUCGCCGCCUUGU
Messenger RNA from Tilletiaria anomala UBC 951, 2663 nucleotides. Its product is annotated as PH domain-like protein. The coding region runs from base 181 to 2382 and encodes 733 amino acids. Lineage: Eukaryota; Fungi; Basidiomycota; Exobasidiomycetes; Georgefischeriales; Tilletiariaceae. The transcript is spliced from 4 exons. The record is from RefSeq and is a predicted model, not a curated record.